Messenger RNA from Talaromyces stipitatus ATCC 10500, 1638 nucleotides. RefSeq names its product MFS monocarboxylate transporter, putative. The record is from RefSeq and is a predicted model, not a curated record. Gene Ontology annotation, cellular component: fungal-type vacuole membrane. Gene Ontology annotation, biological process: transmembrane transport. Lineage: Eukaryota; Fungi; Ascomycota; Eurotiomycetes; Eurotiales; Trichocomaceae. Gene Ontology annotation, molecular function: transmembrane transporter activity. The coding region runs from base 1 to 1479 and encodes 492 amino acids. The transcript is spliced from 2 exons.
AUGGCGUCUAUUCUGGAAAUGCAACCCUAUAAUAACACCGAGCAUGAUUCACCGGCCAUAUCACUCAGUCGAAUUCAAACAUUAGAUCGAGAACAACAAGAAGGAUCUUCCCAAGAAGAUAUGGUACCGGUCAUAUCUUCACAAGAGCCAAUCUCUAAUUCCAAAGCAAUAAUAAUCGUCAUCGCCUCAUUCAUCAUCGUAUUUACUUGUUGCGGCAUAAACUUCGCAUUUGGAAUUUAUCAAGCCCUCUACGAAACCCUCUCCCAUGAACCCAACACUCCCUUCACAGGCGCUUCUCCAGCUAUAAUCGAUCUAAUCGGCACAACAGCCGUAUCCGUAAUGACCAUCGGCGGCCCCUUAGCCGUCGGUUGGGCAAAGAGAUUCUCUCCACGAAAAGUGACUCUAUCGGGAGCUGCGAUCUUCACUUUGGCUCACAUAUUGGCUAGUUUCGGCACGAAGUUAUGGCAUUUUGAGCUUACACAGGGUCUUUUGUUGGGCGUGGGGACUUGUUUGGCGUAUAUGACCUCUGUGACUGUUGCGCCGACUUGGUUUUCGGCGAGGAGGGGGUUGGCGAUGGGGAUUAUUCUUUCUGGUACCGGUGUGGGUGGUCUUGUAUGGGCACCCGCAUUGAAGGCUUGUAUUGAUGCGAUGGGGUAUCGAAACGCUUUGAGACUGACGGGUGCUGUUUCGUUUGUGUUGAAUACCGGUGCCGGCGCAGCGAUGACAUGGGAACCGAGCCGAAAGGCUCAGAUUGAGGUUGAGCUAAGUUAUGAAACCGCCAGGAAUCCACGAAACAUCUUUGCGGUACCGCUCGUUGAUUUGAGACUGGUCAAGACCCGAAAAUUCAUUGCCCAGGCUUUGGGAGGGAUAUUUCAGGGUGCUGCCUAUUAUAUUCCCGUCUUCUUCUUUGCGACUUAUGCGAGUACGUUGGGGUAUAGUGAUACGGCCGGUGCGAAUUUCAUUGCUCUCAGCAACGCCUGUAACGCAAUCGGCAAGGUCGUUAUUGGAUACGCAGCAGAUAGAUAUGGUCGAUUGAAUGUCUUGCUUCUAACGACGAUUAUAAGUGCACUUUCAGCACUGGUGUUUUGGAUCCCUUCAACACUGCUCCCUUUUGCGCACCAAGAGGCUUCUCGAGGUCUAUUUAUCACAUUCACCAUCUUCUACGGUAUAUUCGCCAGCGCUUACGUCGCCUUAUUCCCGACAAGCCUGGUUGAACUGUUUGGUCCACAGAAUUUCGCAUCCGUGAAUGGAUUCUUGUAUAUGCUCAGGGGACUUGCGACUAUGGUUGGAACUCCGGUUAGUGGUUUGCUCAUUCGCGGAUCGACGGCUGCAGCCCCUGUGAUGACCCCGAAGAUGUAUGAAGGGAUGUCAAUUUUGGUGACUAUGUUGUUGUUUGCGACCGCUUUUUCGGUGGUGUGGGUUAGGGUUGAGGCGAUGGUUGGGCCGGAUGGGAGGGCGCAUUGGAAGUGGAGGUUAUAAUUCUUCAUUCUGGAUAGGUAUUUGAUGAGAUUAUGAGAGCCUUGAACUGGGAGCAUUGGCAUACAUUGAAUGGACUACAAUUGCAUCUGGGGACCGUCGACGUUACUUCUGUACAUUAUCGAACACUCUACUCUAGACACGAAUUACGAUUGAGGGGGC